AAAGUAUGUAACUACUAUUUUAAAAAGGCAGAGAAAAGGAAUCGAAUUAAAAGCUCAUCAUCGAGGAGCGCGUCAGAUUCUAUCUAUAUAGACGAGACGAAAGUGUUCUCUCGGAUCUCUCUCUAAAACCCUAACUCUGAUCAAUCAAAUUCGGCAGCAGCGAGAUUAUGGCCAACAGCAAUCUUCCCCGAAGAAUCAUCAAGGAAACGCAACGUCUGCUCAGCGAACCGGCUCCAGGUAUAAGUGCAUCUCCAUCUGAGGAGAACAUGAGGUACUUCAACGUUAUGGUUCUUGGUCCUUCUCAAUCACCUUAUGAAGGAGGUGUUUUCAAGUUGGAGCUCUUUUUGCCUGAAGAGUACCCUAUGGCAGCUCCCAAGGUUAGGUUUCUCACCAAGAUAUACCAUCCUAAUAUUGACAAGCUGGGAAGAAUCUGUCUUGAUAUCCUGAAAGACAAAUGGAGCCCUGCUCUACAAAUACGAACAGUGCUCUUAAGUAUUCAAGCUCUUCUGAGUGCACCAAACCCUGAUGAUCCAUUGUCUGAGAACAUCGCUAAGCAUUGGAAGAGUAAUGAGGCUGAAGCUGUGGAGACAGCUAAAGAAUGGACCCGUCUGUACGCAAGCGGCGCAUGAUGGGAUGGGAAGGGUGAAAACAUCUCAUAUUCAUCCAAUUAACAUUUACAUCUCGUGAUAAUCUAUCUCAACUUCAAAGUUACAAAAAGCUUAUAUUUUACUGUGUUUCGGCACAGGAAGCUGUAAUCUCUCUGAAUCAUUUACUAAUAGAUGAUCUUCUCUAUUAGUCAAGUUUGCUUGAAUUUAAAGAUUAUUUACUCUGUA
This is a messenger RNA of Brassica napus (rape), 833 nucleotides long. Its product is annotated as ubiquitin-conjugating enzyme E2 36. The record is from RefSeq and is a predicted model, not a curated record. The transcript has 8 exons. Bases 168 to 629 code for a protein of 153 amino acids. Gene Ontology annotation, molecular function: ubiquitin conjugating enzyme activity. Lineage: Eukaryota; Viridiplantae; Streptophyta; Magnoliopsida; Brassicales; Brassicaceae. Gene Ontology annotation, cellular component: nucleus. Gene Ontology annotation, biological process: DNA damage tolerance; protein K63-linked ubiquitination.